UCUCCUAAAUACUCAUUAACCUUAAAAAGCAAACACUCACACUCUCUCUCUCUCUGUCUCUCUCUUCCUUUUUCUCCUUUUCCUUUGCCACCAUUCGCGGGAAGAAACUCCAAAUCCAAGAAAUCAGCGGGAUUCUUCUUUCUUCCCCAGGCCUUGUUAUAUGUUAGAUUGACAAACAAAGCAUAAUCACAAAAUGGAAAAGAGGCAACUUGAUUUCAAUGCACCACUUAUGUCUGCAAGGAGAUAUUCAUCACCUUCGAAAUCUUCCGAGCUAGCAAAACGUAAGGUGGUGGAGAGGCCACCGCCCUCCCGGCAGCAAUCUCUUCAACCUACGAAACCCAAAUGGGAAUGUGAGGAGGUGACGAUGACAAAACCAGCUUCUGUUCCAUUUCACUGGGAACAUAUCCCGGGAAGGCCUAAAGGUGAAGCCGAGAGCCACUCACAUACCCCUGAGGAGUCAACCACACCGCGUCUUCCUCCAGCAAGGAUAUCAGAUGCCACGAGGCGCAGCACAGGCGAAAUCCCAAAGCUUCCUCCUGGCCGGUUAUCUGGUCAUUCGAGAUACUGUUCUGGUGAAAGAACGAACGAUCAGAAUGUUUACAGGUCCCACACUGAAGCAUUUUCCGUCACUGAUCAUGCUAGUCUUUUGGAGAGAUUGAAUGAUAGUUUGAACUGUAAAGACGAUUCGGAUUCAGAGAGUGGAGAUGAGGCGUAUUCAGAUGCACUCGACACGCUCUCACUGACAGAGUCAUGGUCCUUCAAUUACAGUGUGAGUGGGAUCAGUGGUUACAUGAGUUCUGGUGUGAAGCCGUCUGGAACCUUUUCCGUGGACAAACAAACUCGAGAUUUCAUGAUGGAUAGAUUCCUGCCAGCAGCCAAGGCCGUUGUGGUGGAAACGCCUGAAUACGCUGUGAAGAAGCCGUCUCCACUUGAGGAGAAGCCGGUGAAGAAAGCAGUUUCUAGGGAGAUGAAGCCGUCACUCAAGCAAUAUAGUUCGGAUGCAUUACCGUAUUACACCAAGUAUAUCAAUAGCAUGGAGAGUGAAGACGAGGAUCAGGAGUCAGUUGCUCCUCCGAGUAAAAAGUCUGGGAAAGCUUGGGGGAUCAUCCCUCGAUUUUGUGUCAAGAAUUCGCUGUGCCUUCUGAAUCCUCUCCCAGCUUUGAAGUCGAAACCAAAGAGCCGGCCUUCCUCCCCUUCAACGCGUGAAGUGAAAAGAUUCACUAGAAAUGCACACAGUGGACCACUUGACAAGAAUGCUUCCCAGGCGGUACAAAAGACGAAAUUUCAUUCCGGAUUGCUGUCACGGGAUCUUCCAAGAAUCGACAAGUUUAGCAACCAGUAUCUCAGCUCCAAUGACACACACAGAUCAGCAGGAGUGUCUCCAUUGGGGCGCCAACGAAGUGGCAACAUCUCUCCGUAUCGCAACGAAACCCCAAAGUCUCCAUUUCGCGAAGGAGCAGGGUUCCUUGGUGUCCCUAAAGAAGCCGAGAUUUUCAAUGCUAAGCUUGCUUCAUCGCGCAAGAUGUUCAGGGCCCUGCAAGAUGUGUCGAGGAAUCAGAUAAACGCAGCCCCUGCAGACUAUCCUGUGGAGAAAACAGUGUACGUAGAUUACGUGAAGAAGAAAGAACUUCCCAGCACGAAUCCAUCUCCAAAAAGAGCUCAAGUUCUUGAUGCCUACAAAGCCAACGGAAUAAGUCCUAGAUUCAUACCUUCACCUAAGCCAGAAUCGAGAAAUGAAGCUCCUUGUGAAGCAGAAUUCAUGACGAAUGAAGAAGACGAUAAUGGAAGAAGAGAGACAGAUCCUCCUCCGAGAUCUCCUUUACCUCCACCACUCCCAAAAUCUCCAUCGGAAUCUUGGCUUUGGCGCACUCUGCCUUCCAUCACACUAGGAAAUCCAUUUGCUAACUCGCGUCGAGGCAGCCCUCUCCACCCCAACAAACAGCAGGGGAAGAAGGCCUCAGCCACUAACUCCAAAUGGGAGACCAUUGUAAAGACUUCCAACUCCCGUCAUGAUCACAUCCGCUUCUCAGAGGAACUCGUGCAUCGUGCUUCUUACAGGCGGCCGAUGAAGUCGUAGGAAACCACGACGAGUGCUGAUUUGCAAGAUUUCGAAAGUGUCUUGGUUCGCAGAUUUGCAAGACCUUCCAGAUCAUACUAAUUUUAUUGAGGAAAUAUAUAUAUAAGUCAAGUUGAUGAGAUAUGAAGAUUGAAGGGCAGUUAUUAUAGUUAUUUUUGUAUCCCUCUUUUUUUAUAUGGUGGUGGGAUUAAGAUGAAGAGUUGUAUUGGUUUCUCCUUAUCAUCACAGAAAGUCAAUAAUAUUUGCUCAGCUUCUGUGUUUUA
Messenger RNA from Salvia hispanica, 2340 nucleotides. RefSeq lists its product as uncharacterized. The record is from RefSeq and is a predicted model, not a curated record. NCBI's taxonomy places the organism in Eukaryota, Viridiplantae, Streptophyta, Magnoliopsida, Lamiales, Lamiaceae.